Molecule: messenger RNA, 2113 nt
Organism: Argiope bruennichi
Lineage: Eukaryota; Metazoa; Arthropoda; Arachnida; Araneae; Araneidae
Gene: nst
Product: phosphoacetylglucosamine mutase-like
Exons: 17
Coding region: 248-1897 (549 amino acids)
Biological process (GO): UDP-N-acetylglucosamine biosynthetic process; carbohydrate metabolic process
Molecular function (GO): phosphoacetylglucosamine mutase activity; magnesium ion binding
Source: RefSeq, a predicted model, not a curated record
ACUAUUGCUUGGAAUUUUAUCAGCUGCGUGGAAAGGAUCUUGGAAUGAACUGGAUAUGUAAAUAUUUAGGGCAUAGCAUUGUAAAUCGGCUUGACAUUUUGUCAAGUUAAUCUUGAGCGGCUUACCGUGAUAUUUAGUUUUCCGCUUUGCUUCGCAUCUUAUUAUUUUAGCAUAAUUUUUCCACGUCGGCGGAAAAUUUCUCAUUCUUAAAUACCUUCUUACAUGCAAAAUUUUAUAUACAUUAAAAAUGGAAAAAGAUUUUGCACUUGCUGCAUCUUUAGGAAAGGAAAAAUAUCCAAAACUCUCAUCUAAAAUUCUUCAAUAUGGUACUGCAGGAUUUCGAGAGAAGGCAUUUGAAUUGCCUCAUGUUAUGUAUCGUAUGGGCCUACUUGCUGUUCUGCGUUCAAAAGAAAAACAGGGGAAAACCGUUGGAAUAAUGAUCACUGCAUCACAUAAUCCUGAAGAAGACAAUGGAGUGAAAUUGUGUGAUCCCAGUGGGGAAAUGUUGAAUAAAGAGUGGGAAGAUUUUGCAACUGACUUAGUGAAUGUUAAUGAUGAAUAUCUUAGUGAUUGCUUGAAAACAAUUGCUUGCUCAAGUGGAAUCAAUUAUGAUAUCCAAGCUAAUGUUUUCUUGGGAAGAGAUACAAGAAAAAGUAGUGAAAGUUUAGCAACUGCAGCUUUAGAAGGAGUGAAAAGCUUAAAAGGAGAAGUGAAAGAUUUUGGUUUGCUGACAACACCUCAGCUGCAUUUUGUUGUGAAGUGCCAAAAUUUCCCAAAUUAUUCUACUCCUACACUACCAACGCCUGAAGGAUAUUAUAAAAGGUUCUCAAGUGCCUUCAACUCAUUGAUUAAGCAGAUGACUGACCAUCCACUGCAGGACCAUACAAGACAGGCAAAGUAUACUUCUGAAGUGUAUGUGGAUGGUGCAAAUGGCGUUGGAGCAAUGAAACUUAAAGAACUUCAGUCAUAUAUAGAUUCUCUUCAAUUUCAAAUAUUUAAUGAUGGAUCUAAUGGGAUUUUGAAUUUCAAAUGUGGUGCCGAUUUUGUAAAAGUUGGUCAAAACCCACCUGAAGGCUGUGUAAUAGAGAGUGGAAAAAAGUAUGCUUCAUUUGAUGGUGAUGCUGAUCGUCUGGUUUACUAUUACAAGGAUUGCACUGGCACUUUUUAUUUACUUGAUGGUGAUAAAAUUGCAACACUGUUUGCGCAUUUUCUUCAGCCUCUGAUUAAGGCAACAGAAUUAGAUCUUACGAUGAGAGUUGUACAGACAGCUUAUGCGAAUGGUAGUUCUACCAAUUACAUUGAAAAAACUUUGGGAAUACCUGUUGUUUGUGUUCCAACUGGUGUCAAAUAUUUGCAUCAUGAAGCAUUAAAAUAUGAUGUUGGAAUUUAUUUUGAAGCAAAUGGUCAUGGCACUGUUAUUUUUAGUAAGGAAGCAUUAAGACUACUCAAGGAAACUGGACUUAACUCCAAUGCAAGCUUUCAGCAACAAAUAGCGGCAAAAAAAUUGACAGCUGUGACGGAUCUUAUAAAUGAGGCCGUAGGAGAUGCAAUUUCUGAUCUACUUCUAGCAGAGGCUAUACUUUACUGCUACGGUUGGAAUGUUGAAGAUUGGAAUGCUAUGUAUACAGAUUUUCCCAACCGGCAGUUGAAAGUCACGGUGCCCGACCGCAACGUCUUCUCCACCACCGAUGCCGAGCGGAAGUGCGUGAAGCCAGAGGGCUUCCAAGAGGCUGUGGACAGGGUAGUCUCCGAAUUCAAGAAAGCCAGAGCGUUUGUCCGUCCCUCUGGCACAGAAGAUGUUGUGCGAGUAUAUGCUGAAGCCCAGACGCAGGAAGAAGCUGACAAACUCGCUAAAGACAUUUCUGUAUUGGUUAAAAAGUUUACCGGUAGUUUUUGAAAUUUUGCGAAAGAAAUAUGUGUUUAAAGAGCUUUGCUGUUGGUUUGCUUUGCAUUUAGUACUGGAUGUGUUCUAUUUAUAAACAAAGAUUUAAAUGUGAAAAUUAGGUUUAUACAAAGGGAAGAGGAUCAAAUAUUUUCUCUAUAUAUGUUAAUUUACUGGAAUUUUUUUUAAUUUUUUUUUUAAUUAAGAAGUAUAUAUAUUAUGAAAGAUUUA